Lutzomyia longipalpis is the source of this 3657-nucleotide messenger RNA. Its product is annotated as breast cancer type 2 susceptibility protein-like. Gene Ontology annotation, cellular component: nucleus. Lineage: Eukaryota; Metazoa; Arthropoda; Insecta; Diptera; Psychodidae. Gene Ontology annotation, biological process: double-strand break repair via homologous recombination; regulation of DNA-templated transcription. Bases 89 to 3625 code for a protein of 1178 amino acids. The record is from RefSeq and is a predicted model, not a curated record. The transcript has 4 exons.
UUUUUCCAUUUGAAGUUUGCGUGAAUGAAAUUUUCUUGCUUGUUGAAAAUAGUUAUUUUACUGUGAAAACGCGACAUUUCACUGUGAAAUGUCAUACACUUCCGACGAGGAGGUUAUUCCUCCAAGUCCAUCAUCAGCCAUCGCCGUUCGGAGCCAAAAGAGACUCAUUGGGCGAUUUUCCCGACGUCAUUCCCACGUCUCGCAGAUUGCUACGAUUGUGAAGAACGCUGAGAGUAGUGUUAAUGAUAUUAUGUCGCAGAGAGAAGAGACAGAGAAUCAGGUGAUUGAGAAUCCCUUAGUUGAUCGUGUCGUUCUUCCUGGACCAAGUCAGGCGCCUGAUAUGCACAAAGGUGGCUUUAAUGAAAGUAUUCUCGAUAGCAUCUAUGAUUCUCCGGAACAGAAAGACUCGCCAGAGGCAUUGGAAGAUAUAUCUGCGUGGAUGGAAUUACCCGAGACUGCGAUAGAACCUCCGGAAAUACUAAAAACAUCAGCAGAAGCGUCUCUUCCGGAUUUUGUGGCACUCUCACAGAUUGCAAGUAGUCAGGGAGUAGCAGGAGAGCUUGGUACUGGCUCCAGAAGCAAUGCUGGUGAUACUCAGCUGCGUUUUGAGCAGUAUUUAAAUGAGGAUGUUGAUGUUUUCCUGGAAGUUCCCUCUCAGGCACCAGAUUGGCAAAAGUGCAGUAGUCCCGUGAGAAAAAGACUCAAAAUAGACAAUUCUGCUGCAAAUUCUCCGGAUGUUUUGCAUAUGGAGACGGAAAAUUUACUAGAAAGCUCAGAUGAGGAUAUUCCAAAUAUUUUCAACAAGACCGUCGUCAUGCCAGGAGAUGAGGAGGAAGAGAAGGACGAUGGAAAUUUUGGUGUAUCCCCAGUUAUUAAGGGGAAUAUUGAUGUGCUCAGUAAAUCUUUUGACGGAGAGGAAUCCUCACAGAAAUCAUCUUCUGAAGGGAAGCAGUCUUUGCUGCAGAAAAAGCAGCAUUUUGUGGAUGUUCAGUUGGUACGGAGGAGCUUUUUUGAUGUCUCUCAACCUACGAGAUCACAGGAAAAACCUAAAAUUAAAGAGGUCACAGAUAUCGUGUCAAGUCCAACGUGUUCGAAAAAGGUCGCAGCCCCAAAGAGGCUCUUUAGGGAAGCCUUUAAGCCACAUGAGGAAGAUGCGACAAAUGAGCCACAAUCUCCCCUUCGCGAUGAUCCUCAGCAAGGAUUUGCAAUUUCUGGAAUUCUUCCGAUGAAUCCUCAGCCAUUUGGGGGCUUUAUGAUGGCAAAUAUGAAGAAAGUUACCAUUUCUGAGGAGACGAUGAAACGAGUACAGCAUGUUUUUGCUGAUUUGGGUGGUUGUGCUCCUCUUGGUGAUGCUCCAGGUUUUCAAACUGUCAGCUUCCGCAAAGAGUGCCCCAAACCAGCAGUACCAAAGCUCAAAGAAGAAGAAUCUGUCGCUGAGGCACAAAUGGAAGAGGAAGGGAAAGCACCAGUUGAGCAAAAAAGAGAUCCUGAUAGUGAACAAGGUUACUUCUGUAGUUCAAUGUUCGAGGAUAUGUUCACACAGAAUGUCCUGGAAGCAAUAGAAAAACCAGAAAAAGAAACUUCAGCCCCUAGUCAAGUUUUCACAGUAACUGAUGAUGUAAGAUUAGGAAGGGAAGCAGCGACAAAGCACCAAGAAGAAGUAAUUGCACAAAAGCCCAAAACCUACUCUAAGGCAUUCAAAAGUGAAAUGAUUGAGAAGAAAUUAGCGCCAAGGAAGAAGACACUGAAGGACUUUGUUUCCGAACAGUUACCCCGGAAGUACACUGAGAUGGAACUUCGUGAUCAUGGGGUUAACGUUGCAGCAAUAGGUCUCUGUUGGGAAAAGAGUUUAGAGAUUGAAUUUGACUUGAGUGAGCAUUGGCAGGAGAAGGAAGUUAAAAUUGAGCAUUUUGCACUUGUUCCGGAUUUGAGGAAUAAAAUUGGAUUCCGUGGACUUUCAAGAGCUUUUCUGGCUUCAAAGGGUAUCAAUCCACAUAUCAUACCUGAAGGAUGGUUAGAAAAUUCCUGGAAGUUUGUUGUGAGUAAACUGGCAGCGAUGGAAGUUUCCUUUCCGGGAUAUUUUGCCGGAGAAGCCCUAACACUGCGGAAUGUUCUUCAUCAGCUGCACUACAGGUACCAUCGAGAGUUCAAUUUGGGGGACAAACCAUGCUUGAGAAAGAUCACGGAACUCGAAGAAGCAGCCCAGAAAACCCUCAUUCUCUAUGUUCUGGACAUUCGGAGUGAGGACUUUGUAAUAUUAAGCGAUGGAUGGUACAAAAUCCCCGGAAAACUGGACAGAGCUCUCGAAGAUAGAGUGAAAAGAGGAAAAAUCAUCCGAGGAACUAAAUUAAUUGCUCAAGGAUGUAAAUUACUAAACUGUGAUAGUGAAUACUCACCCCUAGAUCUACCUCCAAAUGUCUUCCUAGAAUUACAUGGAAAUGCAACGAGGCGUUGCAGGUGGGACACAAAAUUAGGCUUCUACCCCCAAUCGCAACCUCAUUGCGUCAAUCUCGACAGUGUAAUGUACAACGGUGGCCUUAUUCCGCAAAUUCGCGUUAGAAUAAUCCGGGUAUACCCGGCAGUGUUCACGGAAGUCUCCCGGGAACGAAGGAAACCAAUCGUACGGUCCGAAAGGGCAGAAAAGCGCUACUGCGCUCGCCUUUCAAGGUGUUUUGAUAAUUUUGAGAAUAUCUACAAUGAAGUUCAGGAGGAAUUUGCAAAGCGCCAAAGUCAGCACAGCAUUUCAAUCAGGAAUAUUACAAACAUCUCCAGCAUCAGAGAUCCAGAGCAACUAAACAACCUUCUCAACUACUCCUAUGAUCCCGAAAGUGUGGAGAAUGGGAUGACUGGUACGCAGAAGGACAUGGUGAGGCAACAUUUAGCCAAGAUACAGGAGAAGCGUUACCAGGAGAUUGCAGAUUGUGUCCGGAAGCGAUUGCGGCAGCAGAGAGUAGUGAGAAAAGUUCGAAGAUUAUUGCAAAUACGGGCAGUGGAUGCAAAAAGACCAGCUGGGAAUUUUGUAAUCAACUUCUGGACACCCCUUGAGGAGAUUACAACCCUUUUCAGGGAGGGAGAUGUCUACGAGUUCACCAGUUGCAAUGCCAGGGAAAUACGCAAUGGGGAUGUCUACAUUGAUGGACCAUCCGUUGAAGAGGAAGAUGGUAAUAUCCGGAAACUCGAUGGAAGUCUCUUUCCGCCAGCACCUCAAUACGAUCGGCACAUAACAUCCUUUCCGGAAUUACCAACGCGAGAGCGACCGGAUUUCACGGAAUUUGACGUUGUUGGGGUGGUUGUGGAGAUUCAGUGUAUGCAGGAUAAUCGAAAAUUCGAACAAGUCCUCCUGGCGGAUCCCCAGAAGAAUAUCAUACGCUUGACUUUCUGGAAGGGUUUAGCUAACUUUGCUUUAGAGGACGUGGUAACCCUGGGGGCUGUGCUGUGCUUUAGCAAUCUCCAGUGGAGGCCUUCAAGCACCCAACCACAGCUUGCAGCUUCGGAAACAACGGUUGUCACGAUGAAUCCCAAAAAUCUCGCUCAUCAGAAAGCUCUCGAGGAUGUCCGGCAAUUAGUCAGCAGUCGGCAAAGUAUACAAGAUUUUCUUGAGGAAUGCAAACAAAAUAUACAAUGAGGUGGCAAAUAAAAAUGCUGAAAUAUAAAUUA